Messenger RNA from Brassica rapa (field mustard), 2338 nucleotides. Its product is annotated as GATA transcription factor 11. The record is from RefSeq and is a predicted model, not a curated record. Gene Ontology annotation, cellular component: nucleus. Gene Ontology annotation, molecular function: zinc ion binding; sequence-specific DNA binding. NCBI's taxonomy places the organism in Eukaryota, Viridiplantae, Streptophyta, Magnoliopsida, Brassicales, Brassicaceae. Gene Ontology annotation, biological process: regulation of DNA-templated transcription; cell differentiation.
CUCUUUUAUAAAGUUUUCAUUAGAUUUCACAAUUUUGCAAAAUACUGCUACUAAGUACAAACUAGUUUGAAUUGACUGGUACUAUCUUUCACGGGCAAUCUCUACUAUUGUCUACGUACAAAUAAAUAAAUCCUUAUAAACAAAUGCAGAAAUAUUAAUUACUCCCACAUGAUAUGCAGGGUUAGUGGGUUACAAUAUGCGAAAAACUCAAGUUUUGAAAGAUAGAUCAGGAAAAUAAAUAUCAACGGAAAUUGAAAAAAAACAUAUCAUGAUAUUUCUUAUUUUAUAUACUGUUUUGGACAUGAAUAUCCAAAUAUCAUAUGAUGAUACAUUAUAGGUUACGACUAUAAAUAAUUGAAAGGAAGAACAGAACAUGUGGGAGAUGGGAAGCAAAAGAGUUAGGCAAGGGACCCACUUUCCCAUGAGGUAACGCCACAAUAAUUACUCCAAAAUUUUCGGUUCUCGUCUCGUAAUCAUCCGUCGGUGAUCUCUCCAUUUCACUUUUGACAAAAAAUUUUAAUUAUUAAUCUCUUGUUAAGUUUAUGAUAAUAAUGAUAAACCCUUUCUCCAACUUAUUUGUUUGCUAAAUAAAUCAUAACAUGUCAUUAACCAUUUAAAUAAUAAUAGAUGGGAUCUAGAAACGAACCAUCCUUCUUUAAGGUGUAUUUUUGUGUCACCUGAUUGAUUUUGCAUGUGCUAUGCCUAUGCCUUUUUUCUAUAAUUUAAUUAAUUUGACUGUAUUACCAGCUUUGUUAAACAAACUAAAAAUCUUUACCACGUUAAUUAAAAUGGUAAAGCUUUAUAUUAUUUUCUUACACGGACAUAUAUUCCUCCCUCUCAUCCAUUCAAAUGGAUCAUAUAUUUGACUGAUCUGUUACCUUAUUUAUAUUCAAAAGUGUCCCUAAAAUAUUAAUGAGUAUUUACAUUUGUAAGUUGAAUGGGUUUCAGCAAAGUCCAUGUAAAUAUUGAGGUUACUAAAAUGUUUCGUUAAUACAUUAUUUACUUUCCUCUAAAAUCGAUUAGAGAUUUUUUUCUUUAAAGCUAAGAAAUGUUUUGAAAAGAAAAGCAGUUUCCAUACUUCUUUUUCGUUACAUUUAAUAUUAAAAAAAAAUCUCUGAAAAGAGAAGAAGAAACCGAGGAGACAUUGAAAACUCCCAUCUAUCUACCUUUUUAUCUUCUUCCCCCCUCCCUUCUCUCUCUCUAUCUCUGUUUCUCUCCCAAAGUUGAACCUGCAAAUCCCUAACUCCAUAUCUCUCCAAAGUAUAUUGAAAAGGAAGGAAGCAUGAAUUGGUUACCUGAAGAGGAAUUCAAUGACAGUUUCUUUGAUGAUCUCAUCAACCAUAUCAAUUUUCCACUUGAAGACACCACCACCAAUGGUGGUGAGGGAGAAGAUUGGGAAUCCAAAUUUCAACACCUAGAGCCUCCUCCCAUGGACUUGUUUACUACUUUCCCCUCUGAGUUCACCUCCUCUUAUGGCAUUAACAAGGAGGUUGCCCAUGUACCUGUGUUGAAACAGUCCAGCUCUUCAUCACCUCCUGAUGUUAAAGUCUCUAAGCUUUUCCAGUCUUCAAGCCCAGUGUCAGUACUUGAGAGCAGUGAUGGUUCUUUCUCUCCACAGAACUUAAUAUCUCAGAGUUUGUCUUUCCCUGUGAAAGGCAUGAGAAGCAAGCGCAAACGCCCCACAGCACAGAGAUUAAGAUUCCUUUACCCGUUUGAAGCCAGUAAGCCCGAGAGUUACUACUCUUCUGAGCAACAUGCCAAGAAGAAACGCAAGACCAGCCACACAGAGGCGAGUAGCUAUGAUGAUGGGAUAGUGAGGAGAUGCACUCAUUGCGAGACUACCAAGACUCCUCAGUGGAGGGAAGGGCCCAAUGGGCCAAAGACCCUCUGCAACGCUUGUGGGGUCCGGUUCAGGUCUGGCCGUCUAGUUCCAGAGUACAGACCAGCCUCAAGCCCGACUUUCAUCCCAUCUCUGCAUUCAAACUCACACAGGAAGAUCAUUGAGAUGAGGAGGAAGGAAGGUGAUGAGUUUGACAACAGCAUGAUUCACUCCAAGGCAUAAAGACAAGAGUACUGAGGCAGCUUUGAGUUUGGUCUUCGCAAGUUUGAAACUGAUGAACUCACUGCAGGGAAGAGAUGGUAUAAAAAAGUAGGGUUAGUGACUAUUAUAAAAUCUGAUGAAGAGAGUCUUAGGGUGGUUUAGUUUAGGUCUAUUACAUAGUGUUGUCUUAUUAUGUUUCUUUAUGUGGCUCUCCCUAUAUGUUUGCAGAAGCCUAUGUUUGCAUUUUUUUAAUUUUUGGUUUAGCUCUUUGAAAUAACAUUAUUCUUUUAUUCUUCA